GCCCCUGUCCGCGCCCGCGCCCGCGGCGCGUCCCCGCCCCGGUGCAGCCCCUCCUCCCCACUGUGUUUAUUAGGGGAAGGAGGGCGGAGGCGGAGGCCAGUUCCCUAGCUCCAGCCGCGGUCGCUGCCGCCUGUGUAGUUGCAGCGGCUGCUGUCUCCCGCCAGCUCGCUCCGGGGAAAGAGAAGGCGCGCGAGCUCCGGCGUCCCCGCCCCAGCCUUUCUUGGAGCCAUGAAUCCCAACUGCGCCCGGUGCGGCAAGAUCGUGUACCCCACCGAGAAGGUGAACUGUCUGGAUAAGUUCUGGCAUAAAGCAUGCUUCCAUUGCGAGACCUGCAAGAUGACACUCAAUAUGAAGAACUACAAGGGCUACGAGAAGAAGCCCUACUGCAACGCACACUACCCCAAGCAGUCCUUCACCAUGGUGGCCGACACCCCGGAAAACCUCCGCCUCAAGCAACAGAGCGAGCUCCAGAGUCAGGUGCGCUACAAGGAGGAGUUUGAGAAGAACAAGGGCAAAGGCUUCAGCGUGGUGGCAGACACGCCCGAACUCCAGAGAAUCAAGAAGACCCAGGACCAGAUCAGUAACAUAAAAUACCACGAGGAGUUUGAGAAGAGCCGCAUGGGCCCCGGUGGGGGAGAGGGCAUGGAGCCCGAGCGGCGAGAUUCCCAGGACAGCAGCAGCUACCGGAGACACCAGGAGCAGCAGCAGCCUCACCACAUCCCGAGCAGCGCCCCAGUUUUCCAGCAGCCCCCGCAGCAGCAGGCGGCCCCGUCCUACGGUGGCGGCUACAAGGAGCCUGCGGCCCCAGUCUCCAUACAGCGCAGCGCCCCAGGCGGGGGCGGGAAGCGGUACCGCGCGGUCUACGACUACAGCGCCGCCGACGAGGACGAGGUCUCCUUCCAGGACGGGGACACCAUCGUCAACGUGCAGCAGAUCGAUGACGGCUGGAUGUACGGGACCGUGGAGCGCACCGGCGACACGGGGAUGCUGCCGGCCAACUACGUGGAGGCCAUCUGAGCCCACGGGCGCCGCCUCGCCCACCCUCCUCCAGUGCAUUCCACGGCAUCGCAUCGUCCCGGGCGCGGCCCGCCCGCCCCUCAGUGUCUCUUGUGUUUUCAGAUCUGCCACAGCUUUCUCCUCCCACCCUCCUCCAGCUGCUUUUGCCAACUGAAGCCUUGUUCUGCCACUUUCGCGGGCUCCUCCCUCUGGCAGGUUUUCCCCACGACCGAUGUCUUGGUUUUCUCUCUAGACCGAACGGGUGUGGGCCUUCCCCUGGGGGAGGCCGAGGCCCGUAGGGCCACCCCAGAAUGGGGGUCCCCUUGGCUCCCAGGCCUCUACCUUCUCUCUGUUCUGGCCGCUCGGACCCUCCCGCCCACCACCUCACACACCUGAACAUUCCAGGCUGGGGUGAGCCCCAGACCCCCGGCCCCCCAGGGCAGGAACUUCAUGCAUUCCCCGGAGUGGGGUCCCCCCGCCCUUGCCCCUGGGGUGGGACGGGUGGGGGGCUGCCACUGUGUAGGCACCAGUGAGAGGGCUUUCCCUGAAAGAUGGGGCUGCUGGCCCUCUGAGGGGUGCCUGCCACCCUCUCCCCUUCUCAGAGACAGCAGAGGAGGGUACAGUUCCCACUCUGGGGCCCAUGUCUCCUCGCACGGUUCCUCCGCACACUGUGAUUUCGCUCUCCUGCGCCCGCAGAUGGGUGUGGGCUCGGAGCUCCCCAGGAAGCACGGCUUGGGUCAAGUCCUGGCCCUUCUCACGUGUAGGGACAGCUGCAGGAAGGGAGGGAACAGGGUGUUCUCUCCCGGAGCCCUUUUUUCCCCCCUCACUCUCCCAACCCCCAGGGGCCCCGGCUUGCCUCCUUGACUGGAGGCUGUGGUCCUCACAGGUGAGGCAAGGAAGCCUUGGGCCUUCGGCCUUUGAGGCUCAGCCCCCGGCCCCCAUCUGGGCCAGGUGUGCCGCUCCUCCCGACUCCUCCUCCUGGGAGGAUGUCCUCCCCGUGGCCUCCCCUCCCCCACCCGUUCCCCAGUGGACCAGGACUGGGCGUGUGGGGGGAGGAGUGUGUGUGUCUGUAGGUGUGUGAGCCAGUGUGAGUGUGAGCCAGCGUGAGUGUGAGCGAAGGGGCAGGGUGCGGGCUGCAGGAGUCUGUGGGCUUACGUGGGGGUACACAGAACGGUUCUCCCCGGAUACUUUCCUCGAAACCCACAGAGGCGGGGGAGGGGAGGCCCUAGGGGAGAGACGUCCCUUCAUUUCCUUCGGAAUGAAAAUUCCUCCUUCUGUCCAGGAACGGAGGCAGCCCACCUACCCUUCUUGCAGUGUGCUGGGCAGAAGUGAGAGGAUGAUGGGAGAUGGGUGGGGGCAGGCAUCGUAGCUCCGGGCACGCUCUCUCUCAUCUGCUGUCUCCGUGUCCCGCGCUGCAGAACAGGCGCCAGAGGACCCUGCGUUACCCACGCUGUGGGUGCCUUACUCUGGGUGCUCUCGCCCCAGUCCUCUCCCUUACCUAACUAAAGCCCCCUUGAGGUGUUGGGAGAGGGUCCCAGGGCUACAAAACUGGACGCACAGACCCUGGGAUGAGGAAGGGAGAGUGGUGCUAUCUCCAAGUCCCUUCUGUCCCUCGCUGGAGGCUGUGACAACCCUGUCCUGGCUUUAUUCAUCUCCCGGCUUUCUCGUUACCCUCUGGGCCACCCCCUCCCAUCUCCACUCUGAGCCACUCGGGCCCCUUAGGGACAACUUUGCAUCCUCUCACCCUGCGGCCGUGGGCUGCAGGCACAAUCAGCAAGUCCUCGCUGCUUGUGAGUCAAGUUGGGAAUACUUACCCCAAACCAGAGAGCUUAGGAAAUGACUGUGGGGGGGGGGAGCCCCUGCCUGACCAAGCACCCCUUUUCCUGCUUGGCCUCAGCCAGGUGAGGGCAGAGGGAGGGUCUCGUACAGGGUGGUUUGGGGGAUGAGGGAGCAAUAUUGGGAGCCUUGGGAGAGGCGCUGGGUCAUCCCAUUUCCUCUUGAUCUCAAAGCACAACAUGGAUUGUGGGACCAAAGGUCAAAGAUGCGCCCUGCAGAGGACCUGUGGUCUGGAGGGGGGAGGAGGGGCAAGGAGCAGCCUUUUAACUCAGCUUCAUUUCCCUUCCAAAAAAGCAAGGCAGGCCGGCCACUGGAAUCUUUCUGCUGGCCCUCUGCUCCUCCCAUCCUAAAAAUAGGGGGCCUUAUACACCCCAGAGAGAGGAGGGAUUGUCACACUGGUGCUGAGGGACCCAGGGGCUGCUGGGAGUCCUGUUCCUUUCCAGAACCAUCCAUCCCUAAAGGAGCACAGAAGCGGGGGCUGGGCGGAGGCCCGGAUCUUCUCAUAGUUCACAGAGGUCUUUCAGCCCGUGUCCCAGGAAAGGAGAUACAUCAAAACUAGAAUGUGAACAUAACGUUAGUGGACCAAUAAUAAAAUGCAAGAAGCCCAAUGGUGAGAAAGUGAAUUUUCUCAACACUGCUUCCUGUUUUCUUCCUCAUGUCCCUCCAGGGAAAACUAUUGCUUAAUUUCUGCCUUUUUUUCCUCUUCACAUAAGCACUUUUGGGCCUCCCCCCCUUUUUUUUUAAUAGCUGGAAAAUACCACCCACAGACCUGUAUUUAAAAAGAAACAAAUGACCACGUGAAACUUGCCUCUGUCCAAACAUUUCAUCCGUGUGUGUGAGCUGUCACUCAUCCUUUUAUAUGGGGUGGUUGUCUCUUCCCGGUCUGUUUGGUCCCCUCCCUCGUGGGCUUGUGCUUGGGAUCAAACCCUUCUGGCCUGUUAUGAUUCUGAACAUUUGACUUGGACCACAAGUGAAUCUGGUGACUCAAAUAAAAGUAUAAUUUUUACCUGUGGA
Molecule: messenger RNA, 3846 nt
Organism: Phyllostomus discolor (pale spear-nosed bat)
Lineage: Eukaryota; Metazoa; Chordata; Mammalia; Chiroptera; Phyllostomidae
Gene: LASP1
Product: LIM and SH3 protein 1
Exons: 7
Coding region: 229-1017 (262 amino acids)
Cellular component (GO): focal adhesion
Molecular function (GO): actin filament binding
Source: RefSeq, a predicted model, not a curated record